Molecule: messenger RNA, 2012 nt
Organism: Schizosaccharomyces cryophilus OY26
Lineage: Eukaryota; Fungi; Ascomycota; Schizosaccharomycetes; Schizosaccharomycetales; Schizosaccharomycetaceae
Product: CK1/CK1/CK1-G protein kinase Cki2
Exons: 2
Coding region: 345-1658 (437 amino acids)
Biological process (GO): peptidyl-serine phosphorylation; signal transduction; endocytosis
Cellular component (GO): nucleus; cytoplasm
Molecular function (GO): protein serine/threonine kinase activity; ATP binding
Source: RefSeq, a predicted model, not a curated record
CCGAAACUCGAUGAGCCUCUGCAAUUUCAAUAACCACCAAACACAUCAAAGAAGCCAAAAAAAAAGCGAAAACUAGAAGUCUUUUUGUUUAAAAAGACAAAUUUUGAAUUUCGAAUAGACAGGUACAAACCAUAAAGGCUUAAUCCAAGUAUUUCUUUUGUUAGUAGCAUUUGCCUACGAUUGGGGUAGUCUGCGCGGUGAAUGCCGUAGACAAGAUUAAAAAUUCUGCAUUGAAGAGGUGAGCCUCUGGCUUAAUCUAGGAUUAAGUAACAGACAGAGUGGACCUCGAAGCGUUAAUUAUUUGAAAUAUAAGUCUUCCGGUAUCAAGACAAGUGGACAUCAAAAUGAAUACGCAAACAAGUGUGGUUGGCGUUCAUUACCGAGUGGGACGUAAAAUUGGUGAAGGAUCUUUUGGGGUGAUUUUUGACGGGAUGAAUUUGCUUAACAAUCAGCUUGUUGCUAUUAAAUUCGAGCCAAAAAAGUCGGAAGCUCCUCAACUUCGAGAUGAAUAUAGGACCUAUAAAUUGCUAGUUGGAAGUGUUGGGAUUCCAAGCGUCUAUUACUUUGGCCAAGAAGGAUUGCAUAAUAUUUUAGUAAUUGAUCUUUUGGGGCCUAGUUUAGAGGAUUUAUUCGAAUGGUGUGGUUGUAAAUUUAGCUUUAAGACUGUCGCGAUGGUUGCUAAACAAAUGUUGGCUCGCGUGCAAACAAUUCACAAAAAGAACCUGGUAUAUAGAGAUAUUAAGCCAGAUAACUUUCUCAUUGGUCGUCCUUGCACUCGAAAUACAAACCUGGUGUAUGUUGUCGAUUUCGGAAUGGCAAAGUACUAUCGUGAUCCCAAAACGAAACAACACAUCCCUUACAGUGAAAGAAAAAGUCUUUCUGGCACAGCUCGUUACAUGAGCAUUAACACACAUCUUGGUCGUGAGCAAUCACGGAGAGAUGAUUUGGAAUCUCUAGGACACGUAUUUAUGUAUUUCCUUCGUGGAAGCCUUCCAUGGCAAGGACUAAAGGCUGCUAACAACAAGCAUAAAUACGAAAAAAUCAGUGAAAAGAAGCAAGCCACUUCAAUAAAUGAGCUGUGCACCGGCUUUCCCAAUGAGUUUAAUAAAUAUAUGACUUAUGUUCGCUCUUUGCAAUUUGAUGAAGACCCGGAUUAUGAAUACUUACAGGAAUUAUUUGACGAUGCUAUUCGCAAUAAUGGAGAAACGAAUGAUGGAGUUUAUGAUUGGAUGUUACUAAAUGAUGGCAAAGGUUGGGAGUCUGCUUCAUCUCAUUUUUCCGUCUUAGCAAUGAAACGAAGAAAAAAUUAUUUAGGAUUAAAUGUUGUACAAAAUGAUGACGCCAAAGCUAAGCAAGGUAAUAUUCAGUCCCAAAACACGCGACUGAAUUCCGCGUAUAAGACUGGAACCCCGAAAAAUUAUAACUCAUUUGAAUCGUAUUCAAGGAAUCAACAAAUAACGUGUACCAGACGGGAGCAAUCUGCCUCUAAAAAUACCAUUUAUCCGCAAUCGUCCGCCCGAGGGUACGGUCGGGUCCAACCAAUGUGUGCCUCUCGUUUGGGGGGUCGUCAAGAAGAUGGCAAUUACGCUGGUAUCAAUGGUUUUCAGGAACAAAGACAAACGAGUUUUUGGGAUAUUUUUUGUUGUCAUUGCUUUUGACAAUCACAACCACAUCAUUCGUCAUUAAAACUUUUCGAUUUUCUACAUUUCCUGCUUGUAUCAUCCCGGUACAAAUACUCUUACUCUUACUUUUGUCAUAUGCAUUCGAGUAACAUUAGGAUUGCAGGGUUCUGAACAAGGGUUUAUAAUUUAUCAAGAACGCAAAUGUUAGACUGGUCUUUUAUAAGGAAUUAGAUGAAAUUCCAUUACUCACAAACGUGAAGCUAAGCUAGGUGUACUUCAUAUUUCGAUGGAUUGGCUUAUGAUAAGGACAAACAUUCAUUAAUGGGAUGAAACUUAUGUGUUGACUAAGAAUAAAUUCUAUUGUAUAUAUAUAACAUGCUUCAUAAGGGU